AUGGAUGAUAACGAGCCAAGAAGGAGAAUAAGAGCUCGCAGAGCUUGCAGUCCCUGUAGAGAAAAGAAGAUAGGAUGUGAUGCUCUCAGACCAUUCUGCAGUAACUGCGCAUCAAAAAAUAGAGUAGAUUUAUGUCAUUACCAAAGGGACCCCUUGAUGGAUCAACUCACGGAAGAAAGAUUAGUUAAAGAAAAUAUAUCAGAGAAAAUUAAAUACUUUAAUGAAAAGAUAAAGCUGUUGGAGCUUGAGCUUGACCGACAUGACUCACUGAAAAAUCAAAAUGGCAAUAAGAAUAUAGGAAAUGAGUGUUUCAAACAAGAAGAAGGGAAAGAUGAUGUUUUUUUAAAUUUAAAAAAAGGAUUCAGUUUUUUUAUUGUUAAGCACUCUAGAUUGAGGUAUUUUGGGCCAACAUCACAUGCGUUCUUUUACCUCAAUGAUGAAUACGCCAGAAGUAUUUGCGAAAGAUACAUAAAUGACCAGGUACGAGCAUUUGGCCUUAAGCGCAAAUCCAAUAAUGAGUCGUCGGAUGCUCAUAUACCAGAAGACAAUGAAAUAAUGAUUUUAAAUUCUUCGAUGCCCCGAAAGCUAGUUUUACCUCCCCUCAAAAUAAUCAGAUUAUUGAUAAGUAGGUUCUUUGCUGUUUGCCACCCUUUCUUUCCCCUCGUAGAAGAGCAUGCUUUCAAACACGACAUAAUAGAGAUUUUGAAAGAUUUUAAACUUAACCUUGAUGAGCUUUCAGAGAGAAAUUCGAGCACUGUCGCAAUGUUGUUGAUAAUUUUACGGUUAGCGUUUUCAACUUUGUCGUUUAAAGUGUCUAAUGAUGACACCGAAAUUGAGUAUGUGCUCGCUAAGCAAUUUAUUUCCAGUUAUAACAUUGGAAGUUCUUAUGUUGAAUACGCAGGUGAAAUUGUUUUGUCGAUGAGGAACCUUCGAAGGAUAAGUGCUCGUGAAAUACAAGCUACGAUGCUUUUACUUUGCUACAAGAUGCACUCUCCUGAUGACGAUGAAUCUAACACUGACAUUGGACUGCUCUUAGGAAUGGCGGUCCAGAUGGCCAAAUUAUGUGGGUUGGAUAGAAUGACAGAGUCAUCAGAAGAUCCCUUGAUCAUUGGUGAUGAGUAUGAGUUAAAAAAGAUUCUCUGGUCUCACUUACUAUAUUAUGAUGCGUUAAUUUCGUUUAGUUUGGGGAUACCUUUAUCGGUUGCGAAUGCAUCUAUUUUUUCAACUGAUUCUUACGAUGAAGUUAUUUCUACUCCUAGAGAAUCACAUACUCUUCUUUUGAAUGACGAAGCUCGAUUAAGAAGAAGGGUGACCAAAGUAGCAAGGGAAGCAGUUCAACUAACGACUAAUUCAAGUCUCAACCCUCUGAGAGCCUCGUUGGAAAAAAUAUUUUUUGAGUUGCAAAUGAUACUUAAUGAAGAUUUAUCACUUUUUGGUGAUUUGAAUAUUUCCGAUGUCUCAGUUGGGGAUAAGGGUUAUUAUAGAUCUUUGAUAGGUCUUAAAUUCAAGAUAGACCUACAUUUGAAAUCAUAUGCGAUUCUCUGCAUUUUGUAUUUAACAUCAGAUAAAGAUAGGGAGAAAUCAUUAAGGGACUCAUAUUUUCAAUUUGCUUUGCAAGAAGCUCUCAUUAUUUUUCAUCAGGGUAAUAGCUUUGUGAAGAAUUCCCUGGGGCAAACGGCUACUCGAGAAAUUGUUGCGUCAUAUUUCGUGGACCCUUUGUUCAAAGUGAUACCUUUUAUUAGCUCCCUUAUGUUGCAGGAAUCCAUACUUGAAGGUUGUUUCCAUAAAUACUUGUCCCAAAUUAAGUCUCGCGAAGUUUCAAAAUUUUUGAAUGAAUUAGGUAUCGAACUAAACCAUUCUGAGAACAUCGUUGACAAAUUCGUCGCCUUAUUUGAAGAUCUAAGUAGCGAUAGUAGGAAUCUUGUCGUCGAAUUUUUAUGUCGCCGUGGGGUUACUUUAGUUUGGAUUUGUAGACUUAUUUUGGAUUAUUUCAAAAGAAGAUCUCCGAAUUCAAUAUGCGAGGAUGCGGAUUUAACUGAACAAACUAUACUUCGUGAUCUCUUUUUAUGA
Molecule: messenger RNA, 2070 nt
Organism: Priceomyces carsonii
Lineage: Eukaryota; Fungi; Ascomycota; Pichiomycetes; Serinales; Debaryomycetaceae
Exons: 1
Coding region: 1-2070 (689 amino acids)
Biological process (GO): regulation of DNA-templated transcription; DNA-templated transcription
Cellular component (GO): nucleus
Molecular function (GO): DNA binding; zinc ion binding; DNA-binding transcription factor activity, RNA polymerase II-specific
Source: RefSeq, a predicted model, not a curated record